AUGUCUCUAGACGUGGAUGCUAUCAUUGAUAAACUGCUUGAGGUCCGCGUGUCCAAGCCGGGCAAACAAGUCAACCUAGCGGAGAAUGAUGUGAAGAAUCUCGCAAUGCGGAGUCGCGAAAUUCUCCUCGCGCAGCCGGCUCUCCUCGAGCUGGAGGCCCCCAUUAAGAUAUGCGGUGAUAUUCACGGGCAGUACUACGACCUCAUCCGCCUCUUCGACAAUGGCGGGUUUCCACCUUCCGCGAACUACCUGUUCCUCGGCGACUAUGUAGACCGCGGCAAACAAGGGCUGGAGACCAUUUGUCUCGUCCUCGCCUUCAAGGUAAAGUUUCCGGAGAACUUCUUCGUGCUGCGUGGCAACCACGAGUGCGCGAGCAUUAACCGCAUCUAUGGAUUCUUCGACGAGUGCAAGCGGCGCUACAACAUCCGCCUCUGGAAGGUCUUCACGGACACGUUUAACUGUCUACCCGUCGCAUGCAUCAUCGACGACAAGAUUUUCUGCUGCCACGGUGGCCUCUCCCCCGAGCUGCAGACGAUGGAGCAGAUCAAGAAGAUCGCACGACCGUGCGACGUCGCCGACACUGGCCUCAUCUGUGACCUGCUGUGGUCGGAUCCUGAAGAAGGUCUCUCCGGUUGGGGCGAGAACGACCGCGGCGUCUCUUUCACAUUCGGUCAAGAUAUCGUAGAGAAGUUCCUACGGAGGCACGAGUUCGAUCUCAUCGUCCGGGCGCAUCAAGUAGUGGAGGACGGCUAUCAGUUCUUCGCGAAGCGGCAGCUUAUUACAAUCUUCUCGGCUCCAAACUACUGUAAUGAGUUUGACAACAGCGGUGCAGUGAUGUCGGUGGACGCGGACCUUCUCUGCUCCUUCCAGAUCCUCAAGCCAGCGGUGAAAAAACCGAAGUUCUACCAAUAG
This is a messenger RNA of Trypanosoma grayi, 912 nucleotides long. RefSeq names its product serine/threonine protein phosphatase catalytic subunit. Gene Ontology annotation, cellular component: cytoplasm; nucleus. Gene Ontology annotation, molecular function: protein serine/threonine phosphatase activity. The transcript has a single exon. The record is from RefSeq and is a predicted model, not a curated record. Lineage: Eukaryota; Euglenozoa; Kinetoplastea; Trypanosomatida; Trypanosomatidae. The coding region runs from base 1 to 912 and encodes 303 amino acids.